Molecule: messenger RNA, 2084 nt
Organism: Drosophila kikkawai
Lineage: Eukaryota; Metazoa; Arthropoda; Insecta; Diptera; Drosophilidae
Source: RefSeq, a predicted model, not a curated record
GUCCGUUGCCCAGCUCCUGCUCCUGUGGAAUAUGUUCAAGCUACUCGGUGUGACGCUGCUGCUGGCGGCUGUGGUCCUUGGGCGGCCGGAGCCGCCUGUCAACUCGUAUCUGCCGCCGUCGGAUAGCUACGGAGCCCCGGGUCAGAGUGGCCCGGGUGGCCAAGGCGGUCCGGGCGGCAGGCCCUCGGAUUCCUACGGAGCGCCGGGCGGUGGAAAUGGAAACGGAGGACGUCCCUCGGACAGCUAUGGUCCUCCGGGUCUGGGUCAAGGCCAGGGACAAGGCGGCUUCGGUGGCAAACCCUCUGACACCUAUGGAGCUCCUGGAGGUGGCAACGGCAAUGGCGGUCGUCCUUCGAGCAGUUACGGCGCUCCUGGCGGCGGAAAUGGCAAUGGCGGUCGUCCUUCGGAUACUUAUGGUGCUCCUGGAGGUGGAAGUGGCAGUGGCGGGCGUCCUUCGGACUCUUAUGGUGCUCCUGGAGGCGGAAGUGGCAAUGGCGGUCGUCCUUCAAGCAGUUAUGGUGCUCCUGGACAGGGUCAAGGCGGCUACUCCAACGGAAACGGCAACGGCGGCCGUCCUUCCAGCAGUUACGGCGCUCCUGGUGGCGGAAGUGGCAAUGGCGGACGUCCUUCGGAUACCUAUGGUGCUCCUGGUGGCGGUAAUGGCAAUGGCGGACGUCCUUCGGAUACCUAUGGUGCUCCUGGUGGCGGAAGUGGCAAUGGCGGUCGUCCCUCGAGCAGCUAUGGAGCUCCUGGCCAGGGUCAAGGUGGCCAGGGCGGAUUUGGUGGACGUCCUUCUGACACGUACGGUGCUCCGGGCCAGAACGGCAACGGUGGUCGCCCCUCAAGCAGCUAUGGAGCUCCAGGAUCCGGACCCGGCGGUCGUCCCUCCGACUCCUACGGACCUCCGGCCUCGGGAGCUGGAGCAGGCGGUGCGGGAGGCAGUGGCCCUGGACAGUCUGGCGGCGGCGGCGGCGGUUCCGAUUACGACAAUGAUGAGCCCGCCAAGUACGAAUUUAAUUACCAGGUUGAGGACGCGCCCAGCGGACUCUCGUUCGGGCAUUCAGAGAUGCGCGACGGUGACUUCACCACCGGCCAGUACAAUGUCCUGUUGCCCGACGGAAGGAAGCAAAUCGUGGAGUACGAGGCCGACCAGCAGGGAUACAGGCCGCAGAUCCGCUACGAGGGUGACGCCAACGAUGGCAGUGGCAGCGGUGCCUCAGGUCCUGGUGGCCAGAACCUGGGUCCGGAUGGUUACUCCAAUGGCAGGCCAGGAGGCAACGGCGGCAAUGGCAAUGGCGGCUACUCGGGCGGACGUCCAGGUGGUCAGGAUUUGGGCCCAGGAGGCUACUCAGGUGGUCGUCCCGGUGGCCAAGACUUGGGAGCUGGAGGCUACUCUGGUGGUCGCCCAGGUGGCCAGGACCUGGGAGCUGGAGGCUACUCCAACGGACGUCCAGGUGGUCAGGACUUGGGUCGUGAUGGUUACUCCGGCGGACGUCCAGGUGGCCAGGACUUUGGCCCCGGGGGCUACUCCAACGGCAGGCCAGGCGGUAAUGGAGGCAACGGCAACGGAAAUGGUGGCUCAGACGGUCGCGUGAUCAUCGGUGGACGUGUCAUUGGUGGCGGCCAGGAUGGCGGCGAUCAGGGUUACUCCAGCGGACGUCCGGGCGGUCAGGAUCUGGGACGCGAUGGCUACUCCAGCGGACGUCCCGGCGGUCGCCCCAACGGCCAGGAUAGCCAGGACGGCCAGGGCUACUCGAGCGGCAAGCCAGGCGGUCAGGGCGGCAGGAACGGAUUCGGACCAGGUGGCCAGAAUGGCGACAACGAUGGCAGCGGCUAUCGGUACUAGAAACGCGACUCCCAGACACAUUUAGCUAGAUCCUUCGAACUUAUAGCAAUACACCUAGGCGUAAGUCCUUCUAGAACUAUGAUCUGUCCUCACCGCCUUCUUCGACAUCUCUUUGUCCCAUUCCCAUUUUUCUUCCCCCCUUUCGCUGUCCUCCGCCCAUCGAGCUUCCCCCCACUUCCUCGUAGCCAUAAGACCCAGUUGUUGUAAAUGCAAGUGCGAAAAAUAACCCAAAAAAAGA